AAUAAUUAAACAAAGAUCUCCAACACCAGCCGCCACGUUCUGUAUUGUGUCCUUGAUAAAGCGACUUUUAUCCAAUUACAAUGAAUGCAUUUUCUUGAAGCAAUAGCCUACAAUUCUUUGAAAGCAAACGCAGAUGUCUAUAAACGUACCAAGUUUACUGUUGGCUCUGGUGGUCACAGUUAGUUUUAGGACUGUUGCCUGUUACAGUAAUGGAAAAGUGACAGAUGCUUGCAGGAGCAUGGAACCAAAUCACGGUCAUCAUUCAAGCACAAAACCCCACACCUAUACAAUAACGGUGGACAAGAGUAUAUUUAGUCCUGGGGAUCAAGUGCAAGUAACCCUGUCUGCUUCCAAAUCUGGGACAACAUAUUUCAAGGGUUUUCUUAUCGAAGCUCGUGAUGCGGCAAAUCUCGAUGGUGGUGCAGUGGGAUCGUUUACUCUUGUUAAUAUCACCAAGUCACAGCUAUUGAAAUGUGGCCACACGCAGGAGUCGGCGGUGAGUCACACAAGUGACAGCAAAAAGAGACAAAUCCAAGUUACCUGGAACUCUCCGGAAAGUGUUCCACCCAGUAUCCAAUUUCUGGUGACGGUGGUUCAUAAGUAUGAUGUUUACUGGGUGAGAAUUCCUGGCCCUGUGGUGUCUCAGGCUGGAGUUACUCCAGGACCACACAACACUGCAACGACCACAGCACCCACUGUUCUGCCAAGACCAUUCAGCUCUGAGGGCUGUGGCACCAGGAAGUCCUGCCUGCGAGACCCUGUGGGUUGUGACCCAGAGCUGGAGCCCAUCUGUUUCUUCCUCUCCUUCACCACAGUGGGGCAGAGCACACUGUUUGAGCUCAGCGGGACAGCCGAUGGCUACAUAUCCUUUGCGCUCUCACUGGACAAAUGGAUGGGGAAUGAUGACAUGUACCUGUGUGUGCGAGAUGGUAACAGGGUGGACAUUGAUGCUGCCAAUGUUGUAGGCCGAACCCAUCCAGUGUUGGCGUCACAGAGCUUUCUAACUGACACUGCGUGGAGGCUAUCAGAUGGGGUCAUCCAAUGCAGCUUCCGAAGAGAUGUUCACAUCCCCCAGGACCUCACCAGAUUCAGCCUGAACGAGAGCUACUACCUGUUCCUGGCAAAUGGGAGAGCUGAAAAUGGUAUGAUCCACAGGCAUGGCAGACAGCCUCUGAUAUCUACCUUUCAGACAGUCAUUACUGGGGCUCCUCAGAAUUUAAGUGGGUCACGUUCUCCUUUGCUCAUGAAAUUCCAUGGUGCUUUCAUGCUUAUUGCCUGGAUGACCACUGUCAACACGGGUAUUAUUAUUGCGCGCUAUUUCAAAGAUGUUUGGCCUGAUAGAGCCCUCUGUGGACUUGGGGGUUGGUUUCAGGUGCACCGAGCCUUGAUGGUCCUGACCGUGCUGCUAACCUCUGUGGCGUUCACCUUACCCUUUAUUUACAGAGGAGGCUGGAGUCACAGUGCUGGAGCUCAUCCUUAUCUGGGCUGUACUGUCAUGGCUCUUGCGGGGAUACAGCCUGUGAUGGCUGCCUUCAGACCCCCGCCAGGCUCUGCACGGAGGUACAUAUUCAAUUGGAUGCAUUAUUGUGCUGGUACGAUUGCACAGAUAAUUGCUGUUGUUGCCAUAUUCCUGGGGAUCCAUCAGCAGGCUCUCCAUCUUCCCGGGCCCUGGUCCACAGGUAUCCUGGCGGGGUUUGUUGUCUGGGGCGUGGUAGCUGAGCUGAUUCUGGAGUUUCACAGUAGAUGCUCUUUCAAAUGUGAAAGGAGCGACUCGGAAGAUAAAGAAAUACUGCUUGAAUCCACACAAUUAACCAGCAGUGAAGGUAGUGUAUUUAAAAAAGUUGUGUUGGCGGUCUUCCUCUGCGGGAACGCUUCACUGCUGAGCGGUCUGCUGUACUCUAUAAGCAGCGUCUGAGAACAACGCAUCGCACGGCCCCGUUUUUAUAUCCCGUCCUAACGCUGCGAAAUGUAACGCACAAUGCUCCGUUUCUGAGACCGACUGCACUGAUCGCCCGCCUAGGGGAAUGAUUUUUAUCUUAAUAUAUUCUAUGCAAGGUUUCUACAUCUACAGGAAAUGUAGGUGUGUUUUCUUUAAUGUUGCUAGGUAUGGAGGAAUGCCCUGAGAAUGACUUGAAUGAUGUUGGAAGUACAUAAUUAUGCUUGAGCACAAUUGUGUAAUGUAUCUACUUAACUGCAAGCAGUAUUGUCCGUUUUCUGCCGAUAGCACUUCAUUUCUGAUUACUCUUCAGCUGAGCUUGCAUGGUGAAACAGGCUACAUUUUUAAACUUUCAAACCAACAUUCAGACCAAAAUAACAUUUUUGAGAUCUGUUUUCUGUUGUUGUUUUUCAGGAUUUGUUUCUAUAUGUGUUACUCUAACAUUUUACAUACAUGCUCAAAGUAUGUAUGAAAUAUUUUUAAAUGGUGACAUGAGCACUACAUUCUUAGAAUGUUUUAAAAUGGAAGAAUUUUAGACUUUGUGUCCCUUGGAAGAAUCAUUUAUUUAAAAUUUAUAUGAAAUAUGCAUUACUUUUUAAAAACAUUUGUAAUGGUAAUUCUAAGUAAUUUAGAAGAAUUGAUGAUGAUGAUAAUUAAUUGGACAUUGGUUAAUUAAAGCUUUCAGUUGGCUUAGUUUUUUUCCCCCUAAUGACAUAUACAUUUUCCUGGUAUGUAUUGUUACUGUACUGAACUGUUUUUUAAUAUACCAUGUAUCAUUUGUGCAAGGAAUUUUUAAAAUUUUUAUAUAGCACUUACACUCACUGAGCAUUUUAUAUACACCUGUACACCUACUUAUUCAUGGGAUUAUCUAAUCAGCCAAUCGUGUGGCAGCAGUGCAAUGCAUACAAUCAUGUAGAUACCGGUCAGGAGCUUCAGUUAAUGUUCACGUCAACAAUCAGAAUGGGGAAAAAAUGCAAUCUAAGUGACUUUGACCGUGGAAUGAUUGUUGGUGCCAGACAGUGUUUUGAUUAUUUCAGAAACUGCUGAUCUCCUGAGAUUUUCACACACAAUAGUCUCUAGAGGUUGCAGAUAAUGGUGCGAAAAACAAGAAAACGCCUUAAUGUUAAUGUUAAUGAGAGAGGUCAGAGGUGAAGGGCCAGACUGUUCAAAGCUGACAGGAAGCAGACAGUAACGCAACAGCAUUACAACAGUGGUAUGCAGAAGAGCAUCUCUGAACAAACGUGUCAAACUUCUCAAGUGAAUAGACUACAGCAGCGGAAGACUUAAGUCUAAUAAAUACCUAAUAAAGUGCUCACUGAGUGUGCCUUUCAACAAUAUCAGAACCUGUCAAGGCUGCUGAAACGGGUGGGCAGCUUUAAAACUUUGCCAUUGUUCAGAAGUAUAGAUGGGUUGUUGCCUUUUGAUAGAGUGCACUAAGCAAGAGCUAUAAUCAUGUGGAGACUGGCUUUUCUGCAAGGCUUUCAAAGGCCUCCUGCUGCCCACAGUUACAUCAGUAACCUGUCCUCACGGCACCUUUUAGUUCUUUGCAAUGUUUCUUUUCUGCAAUUAAAUAAGUAUAUUUUUGUUUUUCCAUUAGCGCCUAGUAGCCUUUUUACUGUAAUGUGUGUGGGCUGAUGCCUAAUGCACCUGUUUUGGGAUUUUUAGAGACUGUCUGAAAGCACAAUUAAAGGAUACAUGAGCAAUUUU
Messenger RNA from Conger conger (European conger), 3643 nucleotides. RefSeq names its product ferric-chelate reductase 1b (gene frrs1b). NCBI's taxonomy places the organism in Eukaryota, Metazoa, Chordata, Actinopteri, Anguilliformes, Congridae. Gene Ontology annotation, molecular function: oxidoreductase activity, acting on metal ions. The record is from RefSeq and is a predicted model, not a curated record. The transcript is spliced from 16 exons. The coding region runs from base 134 to 1915 and encodes 593 amino acids.